Messenger RNA from Tricharina praecox, 2514 nucleotides. RefSeq names its product flavodoxin and radical SAM domain protein. Gene Ontology annotation, biological process: wybutosine biosynthetic process. The coding region runs from base 1 to 2514 and encodes 837 amino acids. Lineage: Eukaryota; Fungi; Ascomycota; Pezizomycetes; Pezizales; Pyronemataceae. The transcript is spliced from 4 exons. Gene Ontology annotation, molecular function: 4 iron, 4 sulfur cluster binding; FMN binding; electron transfer activity. The record is from RefSeq and is a predicted model, not a curated record.
AUGGAAGAGCCCGGUGCUCUGCAAGAGCUCGUUCAAAUAUGGCACAACUACCGGUCUACCUUCUUCGGCGUCGUGGUGGCGGCCGCGAUUAUCUACAAAUGCCUACAGUCGCUUCGCACGCUUCUCCACCAAGAGACAGCCUCAAUCGGAACCAUAAAGCCCGCAAAGAGCCUGGACGGCGUAGUUAUCAGCGGUAAAACGACGUCGGAACCGAAAGAGAAGAAGGAGCCCGUGGAAAUCGAGAGCGUUGCCGACCUUGGAGCGCGUAUCAAGUCCUCGUCUUCUGCUGAGGUCAAACUAGGUCCAAAGCGCGUGUCAGGGAAGAAGGUGCCGGCUAAGAAGGGCAAGACGUUGCGUGGAGGCCCUACCAAACCAGCGAAGGACGAGGGCGACUUCGAUCUUCAGAUCUGCAUCUUCUACACCUCGUUGACCGGCUCUACUGCGCAGUACGCCGAACAGCUGAAAAAUGACCUCUUCUCCGAGAAGGAUGGGGUGUACCCCAAGCUCUCCAUCCCCACACCGUCGAGCUCUCUGUCGGAAAUCCCUCUGUCGCGCAAGUUCUUGCCGCCACAGUUGCACAACCUCGAGGAAAUCGAACUGGACGACUACUUCAUCUCGCCGCCGAGCACAUCGGAGGAUGGACGGAGUGUCAAAUACAUCUACCUGGUUAUCACUCCGUCGUACGAGACCGACUCCCCAGUCGCGCCCUUCCUGGACCACCUCCAAGAGACCCACCACGACUUCCGCAUCGACACGGCGCCUCUGCGCUCACUCGCCGGCUUUUCGGUAUUCGGCUUUGGUGAUUCAUCCGAGUGGCCAGAGUCCGAAGGCAAUUUCUGCCAGGAUGCUGUGGCCGUCGACAAAUGGCUGGGAAAGCUUACCGGAGGUCGCGCUGGCAGCCGCAGGAUGUUUCCCCUGGGAAUGGGCGAUGUCAAUCCGGCGUCGUCCAAGGCGGACAAGGAGUUUGGCACGGCCGUAUCCAAUCUGCGGGAAUGGCGCAUUCAUUUGGAGGAUGCGAUGAAGGAAUACUGUGAGACUGGUGAACUCGGUGGUGGCGGUGAAUGGCGGGCCGCUGUCGAGUCCGGGGAUGAGGAUUCCGACGAGGAGGAUGUUGCCGACGAGGAGCCGGCUAAGGAUAUGAUGGAUCUCGAAGAUCUUGGGGGAAUGAUCAAUCGGUCGCCCGAUGUUCUUAAGACCAAAGCUUCGUACCGUCCCGCGCCACUUCCUGUUGACUUCACUUCGCCGGCUGGAAAACUAGCUCUCGAGGCAGGCGAAGGACAGUCUCCAGCACGCAAAGAGAUGGUCCCAAAGGACGGCGUCACGUACAACGCUCUCACCAAGCAAGGAUAUGCCAUCGUCGGAUCUCACUCCGGUGUCAAGAUAUGUCGGUGGACCAAGAGCGCACUGCGCGGAAGAGGCAGCUGCUACAAGUUCUCCUUCUACGGCAUCAAAUCGCACCUAUGCAUGGAAACCACGCCGUCCCUCAGCUGCUCGAACAAAUGCGUCUUCUGCUGGCGGCACGGCACGAACCCGGUCGGCACGACCUGGCGCUGGAAAGUCGACCCGCCGGAAGAAAUCUUUAAGGGCGUAGUCGAAGGGCAUUACCGCAAGAUCAAGAUGCUCAAGGGCGUUCCCGGAGUGCGUGCGGACCGCUUCAGCGAAGCGUUCCGCAUCCGGCACUGCGCGCUCAGUCUCGUCGGCGAGCCCAUCUUCUAUCCGUACAUCAACGAGUUCCUCGCGAUGCUGCACGCCGACGGGAUCUCGUCGUUCCUAGUGUGCAACGCGCAGCACCCCGCGCAACUCCGCGACCUGGGUCCAGUAACGCAGCUGUAUGUGUCUAUCGACGCCAGCAACAAGGAGAGCCUGAAGAAGAUCGAUCGUCCGCUCCACCGCGACUUCUGGGAGCGCUUCAUGGAGUGCCUCGAUAUCCUCCGCGAAAAGCGCCACAAGCAGCGCACCGUCUUCCGCCUCACCCUCGUCAAGGGCUUCAAUGUCGACAACGAGGUCAGGGGCUACGCGGAUCUGGUCGAGCGCGGGCUGCCGUGCUUCGUCGAGGUCAAGGGUGUCACGUUCUGUGGUACUAGCAGUGCGGGAGAGGCGGGUCUGACGAUGGAUAAUGUCCCGUUCUACGAGGAGGUCGUCGAGUUCGUUAAAGCCCUGGACGAGGAGCUGGCCAGGCGCGGGCUGGAGUACGGGAUUGGCGCGGAGCACGCUCACAGCUGCUGUAUCCUCCUCGCCUCGAAAAAAUUCUUCAUCAACAACCGCUGGCACACACUGAUCGACUACGAGCGGUUCUUCUCGCUGCUCAAGGAAGGCCGCGAGUUCAGCCCCGAGGAGUAUGUCGGCGAGCCGACACCGCUGUGGGCGAACUGGGGGAACGGCGGCUUCGAUCCCAGCGAUGAGCGCGUCUACCGGAAGGGCAAGGGGCCCGAUGGCAGGCAGAAGGCGCGCGAGGCGGCGGAGGCGCGGAGGAUCGAGGCGGAGGAGCGCGAGGAGGGGGUGGGGGGAAAAUAG